AUGGCCGAGAUGCCACCCUUCGACCCGGCCCAACCAGAGCGGCUAAAGGUGGCCGGCCAGAACUCCAGCUUCGUUUUCAAACCCCACCAAGUGGUCGACGCCGGCACACUAGUCCAGCUCUGCAAGACACCAAUCCAUGGCGGACUGCUGGCGAACGAGACAGGCACGGGCAAGACGGCGACAUACCUGCUCGCCCUGGUCAUGCAGCAGCUCGAGAAGGAACGGGUGCACGCUACCGGCACGCCGGUGGUGUUCAAGCCUGCGAUGCUCGUGGUGCCGGCGGCGACGAUUGCGCAGGUGUUUAACGAGAUCCACACCGUCACGGGCGACUCGUUCCAAGUGGGCGUCUACUACUCCUACCCCGAAGCGAUCAAGGACCAGUCGGAAAAGCGGCUGCGCGACGCCACCUUUCGGCCCCACCAGUUCCAACGGUGGUGCGACGAUGUCACGAAAGAGUCGGCACUGCUGCGCCCAAGCAAUGGCCGGCGACUGCUCCUGACCAGCUACACCACGGCGACGCGCCGCAUGCUCGAGCUUUACCAAGAGCAGAAGGAGGAUGCUGUGGCGGCGGCGGCGGGCAACAACAACGGUGAGGAAGUGGAGGCAGAGGCGGAGCAAGCGGCUAACGCCAAUUCCGGCGCCAACGACAAUGCCAACGAUAAUGCCGACGACAAUGCCGACGCCAACGCCAAUGGAGAGGCAGAGGAGGACGAGACGGAGGAGAAGGUAUGGUACGAAAAGGGAAAGCUGCGCGAGCCACUCAGCAAAGUGGCCUUUGGCACCAUUAUUUUUGACGAGUGCCAGUACGUGCGGCGCCCGCUCUCGACCUAUGGCUGGCUGGCCCGUCUGCUGCAGGCAGAGGGCAAAAUCCUCGCGUCUGCGACUCCCUUCCUCAACAUCAUCCAAGACAUCCGGGGUGCGCUGACCAUCCUGACCGAGCACGCCAAGAUUGGCUUUCAAGUGCCAUCCAUCGGCAACGCGGCCAAGCGGCUAUACGAGGACGACUUCAACCCAGAGACCGAGGAGCUCGAACACUUGGGCUUCCUGGCCGGGCCGGGUCUCAUCGCCAAAUUCCCCGGCAUGACCGAGGUGAUCGAUGCAUGGCGGGCAGACGGGAAGCGGUACUGGCAGGCCCAGUCGCAGGUGCUGAUGACGCGGGGCCAGAAUAUGGCCUGGAGCACGGAGUUUUUGACGACAGCGGUACACAAGGCCCUGCGUCUAAUCCAGCUGCGGCGCAGCAUGCAUACGCCUCUGAUCCUGCCAGACGGGAGCACGACAACGCCUGGCGACGACCUGCCGGCCUUUGCCAUCCGGACGCACGUGCUGCAGCACCACAACGAGCUCACCGACAUGGUGCAGAAGCUGACGGACAACCUGCUGGCACGCACACGAUUCCGACGCAGCCGCCGGCGCCGCGCGGACGGCGAGGCCACAGCCAAGAAGCCGACCGCCAUCCUGGACAGACGGGCAGCCGCACUGGUGGCGUUCAACGCCUGCGCCGCGUACAUGGUGCAAAACCGCCGCGGCAACAAGGCCAUCCUGGGCGUGCCGGACAUGGAGGAGCUCCGGCAGGCAGGACCGGCCGGCGCGCUCUCGACCAUCAUGUACGAGACCAACACCGGGGCGGCGGCGAUGAUGAUGCCAACGGGGCGGGCGGAGAUGGCGACCUUUGCGAUGCGCUUCUCGCCUGUGCUGGCCAAGGUGGUGCAGCUGGCCAUCGAGGCCGUGCAGGCCAAGGAGCGCAUCCUUAUUAUGGUGGACCAGAUCUGGGCACAGGAGGUCAUCGCGCAGACCCUGACAGAACUGGGCCUGGACGUGGAGUCGGUGCGGGCAUCGCACAAACCGACCGAGCGGCGCCUGGCGGUCGGCCGCUUCAACGACCCGACAGCCGAAGUCAGCGCCUACGUGACGAGCAUGAACUUGUCGUCGUUCGGGCUAAACUUGCAAAAAUGCUGCAGCCGCGGAGUGCUGGCACAGUUCAGCUACUCGUUCAAUACCUUUGAGCAGUGCCUGGGCCGACUAGUGCGCAUCGGGCAGAACAGCAAUGUGACGUGGUCGAUCCUGAAGCAGGACGCCUCGUACUCCUGCCUGCAAGAAGAGCGGCUGUACGAGAAGUGGGCCAAGCAGCUCCUGGCUGCGCUGACCCUGCCGGAGCACCUGAGCGACACGAGCGCCGAAGUGGUGGUGUACGAGGUGAUGCGCCUGCACUGGGGCGCGCCCUUUAACCGCUACGCCUGGCGGCUGGACGUGCCGCACACGGCGGCCGACUACGAGGACGAGAAGAUGGGCCGACUUGGAGCGAUGCUGUCGCGCGUCGCACUCGGUCUUCUGGACGCAGACAAUGGACCCGGGCUGGCGGAGCUGGUCAACACACGGCCGAGCGCGCUGCUGGCUCUGGCGACCGAACUGGAGGCAGAGGAUGCGACGGUCGAGGCGAUAGUGGGCGCGCUGCUGGCGGCGCAAGACGAGGGAGGAGUCGGCGAACUAGCCGAAGCAAUGCGCCAACAGACCUUGGAGCCGAGCCCGAGCGAGAACGAGAGCGAGAGCGAGAGCGAGCCGGAGACAGAGGAUGACGACGACGAAGACGACGGCGACGACGGUGACGAAGAUGGCGGCGCAGAGGGGGAGCGGGGUCAAGAGCCCACACGCGCCCAGAAGCGCCGGCCUUCGCAAAGCCCGGACGAGAUCCCGUCGCCGGCUAGGGGAGCAAAGGGUGGACGGAAGCGGCGUACCAAGCGCAGCAAGGCGACGGUGAUCGAGGACAGCCAGGAGGACGACGCGGCUGCGAUGUAG
Grosmannia clavigera kw1407 is the source of this 2793-nucleotide messenger RNA. RefSeq names its product snf2 family helicase. The record is from RefSeq and is a predicted model, not a curated record. Lineage: Eukaryota; Fungi; Ascomycota; Sordariomycetes; Ophiostomatales; Ophiostomataceae. The coding region runs from base 1 to 2793 and encodes 930 amino acids. The transcript has a single exon. Gene Ontology annotation, molecular function: ATP-dependent chromatin remodeler activity; ATP binding.